Molecule: messenger RNA, 2729 nt
Organism: Diachasma alloeum
Lineage: Eukaryota; Metazoa; Arthropoda; Insecta; Hymenoptera; Braconidae
Gene: Pax
Product: leupaxin
Exons: 10
Source: RefSeq, a predicted model, not a curated record
AUUGUUGUGACAAUGGAUAGAACGAUGUACGGAAAAGUUCACCCUGGGGCCACUUACAUACCAUACAGGAUUACCUCUAAAAAAGCUGAAGCACCUGGUUAUGCUUUGUUGGCUGACCUGCAGAACACCAUUUCUCCUGAGGGAGUUCACCAGCAUCACCACGUGGGCAACAACCCAACCCCUGGCUACGGUUCUCUGAAUGGAUCCAGAAAUCAUGGAGCAAAUGUCUAUCGAUCUUACGACACUCGGACUUCUUCACUUCCACCGCAGUCGCCAACGUAUCAAAAUCGAGAGGUAAUUGAGGAGGCAGUAAUGACCAGUGCAUCUCAACCGUCGGGAAAAAUGCCAUCAUUGAACAACAAUCUCUCAGAACUUGAUACUCUCCUUCAAGAUUUAAGCAAUGCUCGUUACAAUUCUCACUUCCAGGAGCGAGACGCUAGAUCAGUGAUCGGAGGACAGAAUGGCGGGACCGGCAGCCCCAUGAUACGGUCAUCAAGUAGUUUGUCAACAUCCAGGCCUACUGUUGACUCACUUCUCGAGGAGUUGAGCACUGCUGUACCUUAUGUUGAAUAUCCACAAGAGGGACGUGUGAAAGUGACAGUUCAAGAAACGUCGACCGAGGUCCAGCCAGUAUACGAGCCCAUGUCUUUUUCGCAAGCUGAGGUACAUCGAGGAUUUUCCAAUGGCCAUGCGGCAAGUAGUGCAACCAAGGAACUAGACGACCUCAUGGCAUCACUCUCUGAGUUUAAGAUCAACUCAGGAAGUCAUCAGCUGCAAACAGUGACAGACUCACCUUACGCAAAGCCUAACAAAGCGACGAAGAGUAGUCCAAGUCCAUUACCUCAAGAGCCAAGUGCGGCCCAGACACGAAUUCACAUAACAGAGACCCAAACAUCCCAUCAAUAUCAACCCCUACAGGGCGAGAGUAGUCACACGACCACUCACAUCAGACAGAACCAGCUGGAUUCUAUGCUUGGUAAUCUCCAGGCAGACAUGAGUAGACAAGGUGUCACUACAACCCAGAAGGGAUGCUGCAGUGCUUGCGAAAAGCCCAUUGUUGGCCAAGUCAUAACAGCACUUGGAAAAACAUGGCAUCCUGAACAUUUUACUUGUACUCAUUGUCGCGAAGAGUUGGGGACUAGGAAUUUUUUUGAAAGAGAGAAUCAUCCUUACUGUGAGAAUGAUUACCACAAUUUGUUCUCACCGAGAUGUGCUUAUUGCAAUGGACCGAUUUUGGAUAAAUGUGUAACAGCAUUGGAGAAGACUUGGCACACUGAGCAUUUCUUCUGUGCUCAAUGUGGAAAACAAUUCGGUGAGGAAGGUUUCCAUGAGCGAGAUGGUAAACCAUACUGUCGUGAGGAUUAUUUUGAUAUGUUUGCACCGAAAUGCGGUGGUUGCAACCGUGCUAUCAUGGAAAACUACAUCUCAGCCCUUAAUAGCCAGUGGCACCCAGAUUGCUUUGUCUGCAGGGACUGCAAGAAAGCUGUCUCUGGAAAAUCAUUUUAUGCUAUGGAGGGCAAACCCGUCUGUCCGAAAUGCGUGGGUGUAGAUGAGGAAGAAGAAGAGGAAGGAGAAGAGGCACAAAAAUUCCAGGGUGGUUCAUUUUUUGAUCAUGAGGGUCUUCCCUACUGCGAAACUCAUUACCAUGCGAAACGAGGAUCUCUCUGUGCGGGAUGUCAUAAACCAAUCACAGGCCGUUGCAUAACUGCGAUGUUCAGGAAAUUCCACCCCGAGCAUUUUGUCUGUGCAUUCUGCCUGAAGCAGCUCAACAAAGGAACAUUCAAGGAACAGAAUGACAAGCCCUACUGCCACGGUUGCUUCGAGAAGCUGUUCGGUUGAUCCUCUAAAAAGCUUCAGAAAAGUUACUCACAAAAAUUUUAAAAGAAGCACGAUGAUUGAAAUUACAAUCAAUGAGGGAAUUUUGAAAAUAAUAAUUACUGCAAUACAAGAUAUGAAUUCCUUCUGAAUUUUUUUGAACUUGUUAUAUUUAUGAUUAUUUUUUCCCCUAGACUUCUAACAGAUUUCCAAUAGAAUCAUUGCGAUAUAGGAGAACCUAUAGGGGUUUUAAAACGGAUAUUUUCCGUUACCACCGGCAAUUGACAAAAUAUGCGCAAGUAAUUUUCAUGAUCGAAUUCUAGGGAAAAAAUAAUCCGAAAAAUACCCCUCGAGCUUGAAAAAUGAUCGGAUAUUUCCCUUCCCUUUCCCUGCAAUAGGAGAAUGUCAAGUUCAUUUAUAUAUAACGAAGUUGUCAGGAAAUGAUCAAUCAUUCCGAAGCUCUUGGGGUAUUACUAAUGAAUAUUUAUGUACAGUUGUCAUUAACUCUUAAUUAAUCCUGGAAUUUAAUUUUUUCUUAUUAUUUUUGAAUUGAUUUUUAAUGUGACAGUGGAAAGAGAAAUUUUAUCAAUAUGAAGUUUUAGAACUAAUAGAUAUUUUCAGUUGCAAUUUAUGGUACUAUUAAUACAGUAUUAAGUAAUCCACUCAAAUAAUGAAAUUAGUUGUUCGAUGAAAAUGCCAAAUAGCGACUAGAAAAUCUACAAUGUGAAAAAAUGUACGAACAAACUUGUUUUAACUGAACAAGGAGAAGUGAAUAACAAAUUGAAACAUCAGUUUUAUACGAAAUCAGGCUCCAGAUUGUUUAUUUGUACAAUCAACGGUGUUGUUUUCUCAGUAAACAUUGAUAAUCCUAAACAUUAAGAAAACGUUCAAUAAAUACACGACCAUUAAAAGAU